This is a messenger RNA of Diaporthe batatas, 834 nucleotides long. RefSeq lists its product as uncharacterized. The record is from RefSeq and is a predicted model, not a curated record. The transcript has 4 exons. Bases 1 to 834 code for a protein of 277 amino acids. Gene Ontology annotation, biological process: mycotoxin biosynthetic process. NCBI's taxonomy places the organism in Eukaryota, Fungi, Ascomycota, Sordariomycetes, Diaporthales, Diaporthaceae.
AUGGAGAGCCAAAAGUACCACCUACUUGAAGGGAAUACAGCGGAGGAACACGACCCUCGUCACGCCCCUCGUUUCCGGUCAAUGCCUAACAGAGAAAGAGAGGCAACGCGCAGAGAGAUCCUUUAUAUCGCCGCCAUUGGCGUAGGCGCGUUCGUUUCCGGUGUCAUCUUCACAUUGGCCUUGUCAAUUCUCCAGCCCCGACUCGGCGGACGUGGAAAGUAUGAGACAGGAUUCCGAGAAGAAAGCCUGUUACCUGCAGAACGUAUACAGCUUGAAGAAGUCCGCUUCAAAUCACCGGUUGACUUCGAGACCAACGGCCAUGAGUUCCUAGUCGCCAAUCCAGACGAUAAGGCCUACGUCGGCGACACGACACCAGAGAUUGACCGGGCGUGGGAAGAGAUGCUGUGGGGGAGGUAUUUCUCAAUAUCAGAAGCUGAGGCCAAAUCUCUGUGGGGAAGUAAUUACAGGGAAUAUUGGGACCAUACUAGGUCUGGCUACACGGGCGGGUUCGACAUGUUCCACCAGUUGCACUGCCUCAACCAGAUCAGACAGGCCUUGCAUCGCGAUGUCUACCCAGCCCUCCCAAUCCACGGCCCCGUACACACCGAACACUGUAUCGACCACCUUCGCCAGUCGAUCAUGUGCUGGGGUAGCACGUCCGUCGUCCCACUCAAGUACUUUGAAGGUUAUAAGAGCGAGUACGUGAAGACAGACGCGCUGCACACUUGUCGAAAAUUCGAGCCUAUCCGCGAAUUCGUCUCGGAGAGGUUCAACGGCAGUCUGUUCGUCCCGAGGCCGGAUGGAUACGUUGACACAGGAGACAAUGCGUUUUGA